Taeniopygia guttata (zebra finch) is the source of this 929-nucleotide messenger RNA. RefSeq names its product ring finger protein 122 (gene RNF122). Gene Ontology annotation, molecular function: ubiquitin protein ligase activity. The record is from RefSeq and is a predicted model, not a curated record. Gene Ontology annotation, biological process: ubiquitin-dependent protein catabolic process. Lineage: Eukaryota; Metazoa; Chordata; Aves; Passeriformes; Estrildidae.
GCCCCGGUUCUGCCCCAAUUCUGCCCCGGUUGUGCCCCGGUUGUUCCAUGCCCACAGACAAUGUCCUGGUGCUGCUUUCUGCCCCCUGGGCGAGCUCUGGGAGGGGCAGAGCCUCUCUCUGCUCUCACGUUUUUCCACCGAAACGCUGAAUUUCUCUUCCCCCCAAGGGUGCUCCUGCGGCCUGGGGCUGACUUAUCCCGGUAAAUCCUGCACGAUGCCGCCCGUCACCUUCCAGGACCUGCCCCUCAACAUCUACAUGCUCAUUUUCGGCACCGGCGCCUUCAUCUUCGUGCUCAGCCUCAUCCUCUGCUGCUACUUCAUCGGCAAGCUGCGGCACCAGGCGCGGAGCGAGCGCUUCGGGUACCAGGAGGUGGUUCUGAGGGGCGAUGCCCGCAGGCUGAACGUGCGCGGGCAGCCCUGCGCCGUCUGCCUGGAGGAUUUUGGGCUGCAGGAGGAGCUGGGGGUGCUGCCGUGCCAGCACGCCUUCCACAGAGAGUGCCUGCUGAAGUGGCUGGAGGUGCGCUGCGUGUGCCCCAUGUGCAACGAGCCCCGCGCCCCCCGCGGGUCCCUCCUGGACGAGCUGGUGUGAGGCUGGAUCGGAUCCUGCGGGAUCCUGCGGGAUCCCCCGCGCCCCCCGGGCCGGGAGAUGGGAGAUGGGCCAUGGCUGGGAGAUACGGGACACCCAGGCACUGAUCAUCGUAUAAACGACCCGAGAUGGAAAUCAUGGAAAUGGAAAUCAUGGAAAUCCUCGGGCAGAUCCAUGUGAAUGCAGCGUUCCCGUAAAUUCCACCAAGGGAUUCACCAACACUGGACACUGAUUUGUUCUUCUUCAUCACCAAAAAAAAAGAAAAUCUCAUUAACAUAUGGACUCUAAAUAGAAGAAAAGCCUGACUGCUGAAAUCUUGGCCUCAGGCGGAAUUUUCCCUAUA